This is a messenger RNA of Aspergillus tubingensis, 561 nucleotides long. RefSeq names its product SnoaL-like polyketide cyclase. The coding region runs from base 1 to 561 and encodes 186 amino acids. The transcript has 3 exons. Lineage: Eukaryota; Fungi; Ascomycota; Eurotiomycetes; Eurotiales; Aspergillaceae. The record is from RefSeq and is a predicted model, not a curated record.
AUGUCUGCAACAGGUGGCCAACCACCGACCGUCAUCUCGGCAACCCAAACACCAGAAGAAGAGGCCAAUCUCAAUAUCGCAAAAGAAUACAUGUCAAUUGCCUACUCACCAACCCAGAACAAAGGUGCCGAGUCCGUGCGCCACCUGUGCACUCCGGACAGCUGGUUUUGGAGUCCCUCUACUUUUCCUGGAUGUUCGACGCCCAUGGACUACGCCGACUCGCACGCCCAUGUCAUGGCGUCGGUCAAUGAUCUGCAUAUUGUUCGCUAUGACCAGGCGUGGGCAAAGGAUGGACAUGUGCUACUGCGAUAUACGGCUGAAGGAUCGCAUGCGGGGAAGCCGUAUAAAGGAAUUGAGAGAUCGGAUCCACCACGGAAAGCGAGAUGGAGCGCUGCUGCUAUCUUUGAUGUUCAAGAUGGCAAGAUCAAAAGCUUCACGAAGGAUUGGGACCAGAAGGUGAUGCAGAUCCAGCUUGGGUGGGCGCCGGUGCAAGAAUCGGAUGAUCCGAGGUGGAAUCGAGGAAUGUUGGCCGACCCGGAGAAAGCCAGGAAGGCGAAAUAG